AUGUCCGACGACAAGAAAAAACGUGUUUCGUACUGGUACUUCGGUGGAUUGGCUAGUGCCGGUGCGGCAUGCUGUACCCAUCCGUUGGAUCUGUUGAAGGUCACGCUUCAAACGCAGCAGGAAGGUAAAAUCUCGCUGCUCCAGCUGACGGGAAAGGUGGUACGGACGCAGGGUGUGCUGGCACUGUACAACGGCCUUUCGGCGUCGCUCCUGCGUCAGCUGACCUACUCGACGACACGCUUCGGUAUCUACGAAGUUGGCAAGCAAGCGAUGGGCAACGACUCCGGCUUUCUGGGCAAGGCGGCACUUGCUGGAGCUGCCGGUGCAGCGGGUGGUUUCGUCGGUACGCCGGCCGAUAUGGUGAACGUACGAAUGCAAAACGACAUCAAGCUGCCGGUCGAACAACGACGCAACUACAAAAACGCCGUUGAUGGGUUGUUCCGAGUUUAUCGUGAAGAAGGCUUUGCCAGGCUCUUCUCCGGUGCAUCCACAGCAACGUCGCGUGCCGUGUUCAUGACCAUUGGUCAGCUUUCGUUCUACGAUUUGGUGAAGGACUUGCUGCUAAAGUCUGGCCAUUUCGGCGAUAAUCUCACCACCCACUUCUUGUCAUCGCUGACGGCGGGAGCAAUUGCGACCACACUCACACAACCGCUUGAUGUGCUGAAGACUCGCGCAAUGAAUGCGAAACCGGGUGAAUUCAACGGCAUAUGGGAUAUUGUGCGUUUUACAGCGCGGCUCGGUCCUCUCGGAUUUUUCAAGGGCUAUGUGCCAGCCUUCGUGCGCCUUGGACCGCACACUAUCCUCACAUUUGUCUUCCUGGAGCAACUACGCAUGAACUUUGGAUACUUGAAGCCGGAAGCGAAAGCUUCGAAGUAGUAGUAGCAACAACUCAACACACACACCUGCUAUCCACUAACGAUUACCGGUUACGGGUUACCGUGAGCUUUUAGAGCAAUUUUGACACAUUCCACUAACGAACAAGGAGUACACGGAGUCACACUCAAAAUAGGAUCGGCAUGGAUCGAUUAGCGUUACCGUAAAACGGGCGGUAUCGAACAUUGUUAUGGGUAUAUUUGUUUGUUUGUUUUU
Messenger RNA from Anopheles maculipalpis, 1089 nucleotides. Its product is annotated as mitochondrial dicarboxylate carrier-like. Bases 1 to 876 code for a protein of 291 amino acids. Gene Ontology annotation, biological process: oxaloacetate transport; thiosulfate transport; phosphate ion transmembrane transport. Gene Ontology annotation, molecular function: thiosulfate transmembrane transporter activity; malate transmembrane transporter activity; succinate transmembrane transporter activity. Lineage: Eukaryota; Metazoa; Arthropoda; Insecta; Diptera; Culicidae. The record is from RefSeq and is a predicted model, not a curated record. The transcript is spliced from 2 exons.